This is a messenger RNA of Myotis brandtii (Brandt's bat), 5931 nucleotides long. It is a transcript of the gene ITGA2B, whose product is annotated as integrin, alpha 2b (platelet glycoprotein IIb of IIb/IIIa complex, antigen CD41). The transcript has 30 exons. Gene Ontology annotation, biological process: angiogenesis; integrin-mediated signaling pathway; cell adhesion mediated by integrin. NCBI's taxonomy places the organism in Eukaryota, Metazoa, Chordata, Mammalia, Chiroptera, Vespertilionidae. Gene Ontology annotation, cellular component: integrin complex; external side of plasma membrane. The record is from RefSeq and is a predicted model, not a curated record. Gene Ontology annotation, molecular function: integrin binding.
CAAGGGAUAGACUCUUGAGAACCAGUUUUUUAUGAUGUUUGGAAUUGUGCUUCUCAGAGCUCAGGCUGCCCAAGUAGAGAGAACAGAUGAUGAUGUGGGAGGACGUAUAGUAAAGCUUCUCAGUCUUAAGUAGGUGCUUUGGAAUGUGCACCUCUUUCUCACACGAAUUUUCUAUUUCUGCCUUACCUCUUAGGUAUGUAAUCUCUGUGUAAUACGGUAUAUGGCAUGUAGGGGCUCACUAAUAAGUAAGUGGGUUGGAAUUCCUGAGUUUGAUUUUUAAGAUUUUGGAUAAACUUCAGGGCAAUGGAAUUACAAGAGUCAUCUGCCUGGCCUUUGCCCUCCAGAAGUAGUUCUGUAUACCAGAACCAGUCUUGAAUUAUUCUCCUCAACCCUUUAAUACCAGUACAGUACUUGAGAGCUACCUGGUGAAAGGAAUAGGCCUUGUUACUGAGCUGAUAAAAGCCUCUACUGUAUCAAAAAAUCACAAAAGGGAAAGUUUAGCAUCAAAGCUAGUCACAUAGAUUUGCAGGGAUAAAUUAGUUUCCUCUCUCUUCCUCAGUCUUUCAGGAAGGAGGAGUACAAUGUCUAUUUCUUUCCUACUCUCAUAAUAGCUGUGUUCUCCCCUUGACUGAAGAGAAGCUAUUCAACAUGAACCUUGGGUUGGAUGCUCAGAUCUGCCUAUUUUCCUAAAAUAGCAAAAUUCCUGCCCAGAAAGAAAGGAUGUUAAAAAAAUGAAAAGUAAUGUUCUGAGCAGGCAAGGUGCCAGUGAAAGCAGCGGACUGGCCUGUAGAGAGUGCUCUGUGCAGCUGCCUGCCUCAGCCACCUGGGCUUGCAACAUGGACAUGCCUCUUCUAUACCCUCAGUGACUAAUCCAGGCCUUGUCAACCAUUUCCAUUCUUACCAGAGACACCUUCACUUCCCCUUUAUCAAUUCAUAUCUGCAUGUCUGCAGCAUUUCCUGGCCGACCUCCCUGACUCUUAGGAUAUAAUUCUUUGUCCCUUAUAAGCUUACUGGCUUUUCAGAAUCUGAGUGCAGUUCAUUUUGUGUUCACUGCUUCCCAAUAAAAUUAGAAGUUCUGGGAGGAUGGGGAUUGAUUCUUAUACUUCCUUUUUUUUUUUCUUAAUUCCUUAGAGUGUUUUACAGAGUUGAACAUAAACAUUUUGAUUAUAUGUCCAAGAAAGAUUUGAGCAAAGUAAAAUACUACUAACUGAGGAUUUUUAUGCAUCAGAGUUUAGAAAGGAAACCAAAGGUGAUAAAAUGUUUUUCUUUAUAUCCACUUCACCUAGCUCAGUGCCAGGCACAUAGUAGAAGUUAAUAAUUGUGGACUAAAUGAAGUCUUAGCAGAACUUUGAAUUCAUUGAGGAUCCUAGCACUGUUGGCUGAUGGGAUGGAGAAGUGGGAGCAGUGUGUCAGCAGCACUCCUGCCUAUUAUCUCAGAAAGGAGACUAACCCAGCUCUGACCCCAGAUGAGCUCCCAGAAGAACAGAAUUCUUACUGAACACCACACUCCUCUCCCUUCCCAAAUCCGAUGCUCCACCUGUUCCCAAUUUUAGUUACUGGUACCACUGUCCUACCAGCCAACAAGGCACCAAAGCUUCGAGUUACUUGACACUUCCCCACCACAUCCAGUUACUGAUUGUGUAAUCUCUGCUGUCUCCCUUGUUCCUGCCAUCUGUGCCCGGGUUUAAGCCUCAUCCAUCACCUUUAAACCAAGAGGAUUGCAGUUGCUCUCCAUCUCAUCUUCCCAGGUGCCAGCCUGAAGAGUUGGAGGAGGCUUCCUGUUGGCAAUGACCCCACUAGAAUCGGUUCUUGAUGAUUGGACAAGAGCUCUGUCACCAGAAAGAGUGAGGGGGCCUGCUUUCUACCGAACAGCUGGUGAAUAAUCACAAAGCCUAUGAGCCAGAAUACCCUGAUCUGACUCCACUUUAUCCCCAUCUCCCUUCUCCCUUCAACCAAGACCCAUUCACCACCCCUUCCCCAGCCCUGGCUGCACUGCUUGACCACAUUAAGACUUGGCCUGAGAUGGAGGAAGAGUGAGGAAGCUGCUGCACCAAUGUGACUGACUGAAGCUUGACCAAAGCCCUAAAAGGAAGUGGAUAGGUGCCUUAUCCAAGAGGGUACAGCAGCCCAGGUCUUAUCAGGAGGCAGCAGCUUCCUUACUCCUUCCCCCACCGCUAACCAAGUCAUUAUGUGCCACAGUAGUGCAGGCAGCUGUGCGGGAGGAAGAGGGGCCAUAGAACUGUGGGCUAGAGUGGAGGUGUACAGACCAGCUAGUUCAUGGUUUUACUAUCCCAAGCAGAAAGCCAUGAUGGCUUAGACUUGCAUGGUGGUAGUAGAAAUGGCGUGAAGAUUCAAGAGACAUAGUUGAGAGGCAGAACCAACAAGACUUGGUGAUAGACUACUCUCAGGAAAAGGGAGGAGUCAUAGCUUUCAGCCAUCAGCAUCCACCCCCAGGGUAGCCUCACCCCCUUCCCUUCCUGGCAAUCCUAGAAACCAAAUGGGUCCAGGGCCAACAGCCCUGUUUUCCGCCUACUGUUCAGUAAGUGGGUUCAAGUUUGAUAAGAAAAGACUUCCUGUGGUGGAAACUGAAAGGAAGAGGAAGGAGUUAGUCCAUUCCUUCCAAGAAGGUUGUGGGAGAAGGAAGAUGGCCAGAGCUUUGUGUCCACUUCAUGCCCUCUGGCUUCUGGAGUGGGUGCAGAUGCUCUUGGGACCCGGUGCUGCACCGCCAGCCUGGGCCUUGAACCUGGACCCAAUGCGGCUCACCUUCUACACAGGCCCCAAUGGCAGCCACUUUGGGUUUUCAUUGGACUUCUACAAGGACAGCCAUGGGAGCGUGGCCAUCGUGGUGGGCGCCCCGCGGAUCCGAGGCCGCAGUCAAGAGGAGACUGGCGGCGUGUUCCUGUGCCCCUGGAGGGCCGAGGGCGGCCAGUGCUCAUCUCUGCCCUUCGACCUUAAUGAUGAGACCCGAACAGUAGGCUCCCAGACCUUCCAAACCUUCAAGGCCGGGCAAGGACUAGGGGCGUCGGUUGUCAGCUGGAGCGACAACAUUGUGGCCUGCGCCCCCUGGCAGCACUGGAACGUCAUAGAAAAGACGGAGGAGGCCGAGAAGACGCCCGUGGGGGGCUGCUUCCUGGCCCAGCUGCAGAACGCGGGCCGCGCGGAGUUCUCGCCUUGUCGCGGCAACACCAUGAGCCGGGUGCACAAGCAGCAGGACCACUGGGAAGACAAGCGCUACUGCGAAGUGGGCUUCAGCGCCGCUGUCACUCAGGCUGGAGAGCUGGUGCUCGGGGCCCCUGGCGGCUUCUUUUUCUUAGGGCUCCUGGCGCGGGUUCCGAUCGCAGACAUCUUCAGGAACUACCGCCCGGGCACCCUCUUGUGGCACGUGGCCACCCAGCGCCUCACCUUCGACUCCAACAAACCAGAGUACUUCGACGGCUACCGGGGGUACUCGGUGGCCGUCGGCGAGUUCGACGGGAACCCCAACACAACAGAGUAUGUCUUCGGUGCCCCCACCUGGAGCUGGACCCUGGGAGCCGUGGAAAUCCUGCUAUCCAACUACCGGACGCUGCACCGGGUGCACGGAGAGCAGGUGGCUUCGUAUUUCGGACACUCGGUGGCCGUCACCGACGUCAACGGGGACGGGUGAGGAGGGGGGCGCCCAGCCCUACCCAGUUGAGCCCCCAGUUGCCAGAGUCGUGAGCUGCCCUCACUCCCGGCGACCCCGAGGGGGGCGCCCAGCCUCCUCCUGACUGGCACCCAGCUCUAUGGGCGAUUUGGCUCAGCCAUUGCGCCUCUGGGCGACCUCAACCGGGACAACUACAAUGAUGUUGCAGUGGCCGCCCCCUACGGGGGCCCCAGUGGUCGGGGCCAAGUGCAGGUGUUCCUGGGCCAGAGUGAGGGGCUCAGCUCCCGCCCCUCCCAGGUCCUGGACAGCCCCUUCUCCACGGGCUCUGGCUUCGGCUUCUCCCUGCGAGGUGCCACAGACAUCGAUGACAAUGGAUACCCAGACCUAUUGGUGGGAGCAUACGGGGCUGACAAGGUGGCUGUGUACAGAGCUCAGCCGGUGGUGACGGCCACUGUCCAGCUGCUGGUACAAGGUUCGCUGAAUCCUGCUGUGAAGGACUGCGUCCUGCCCAAGACCAAGACACCAGUGAGCUGCUUUAACAUCCAGGUGUGUGUAGGAGCCACUGGACACAGUGUUCCUCAGAAGCUGGGCCUAAAUGCCGAGCUGCAGCUGGACCGGCAGAAGCCCCGCCAGGGCCGGAGGGUGCUCCUGCUGAACUCGCAGCAGGCGGGCACCACCCUGCACCUGGACUUGGGGGGAAGGCACAGCCCCAUCUGCCACACCACCACGGCCUUCCUCCGGGACGAGGCCGACUUCCGGGACAAGCUGAGCCCCAUUGUGCUCAGCGUCAAUGUGUCCCUGCAGCCCGAGAAGGAUGGACUGGCGCCGGCUCUUGUGCUGCAGGGAGACACCCACGUCCAGGAGCAGACCCGCAUCAUCCUGGACUGCGGGGAAGAUGACCUGUGUGUGCCCCAGCUUCAGCUCGCCGCCAGCGUGACGACAGGUGCCCCGCUCCUAAUUGGAGCCGAUAACGUGUUGGAGCUAAAGAUGGAUGCCGCCAACGAGGGGGAGGGGGCCUAUGAGGCUGAGCUGGCCGUGCACCUGCCCCAAGGUGCCCACUACAUGCGGGCCGUCAGCAACGUCCAGGGCUUUGAGAGGCUGGUCUGCAACCAGAAGAAGGAGAACGAGACCAAGGUGGUGCUGUGUGAGCUGGGCAACCCCAUGAAGAGGAAUGUCCGGGCAGGAAUCACCAUGUUGGUGAGCGUGGAGAACCUGGAAGAGGCUGGGGAGCAAGUGUCCUUCCGGCUGCAGGUCAGGAGCAAGAACAGCCAGAAUCCAAACAGUGAGGAGGUGGUGCUGGAUGUGCCAGUCCGUGCGGAGGCCCAUGUGGAGCUUCGAGGGAGCUCCUUUCCAGCCUUCCUGGUGGUGGCGGCGGAAGAAGGCAACAGGGAGAACGCCUCAGACACCUGGGGCCCCAAAGUGGAGCACACCUAUGAGCUCCACAACAACGGCCCUAGCACUGUCAGCGGCCUCCACCUCAGCAUCCACCUCCCUGGCCAGUCCCAGUCCUCUGACCUGCUCUACAUCCUGGAUAUACAGCUUCAGGGGGGGCUUCAGUGCUCCCCACAGCCCUCCCCCAACCCCCUCAAGCUGGACUUGGGGGUGCCCACCCCAAUCCCUUCCCCCGCUUCCCGGGGCCACCACAAGCGGGAGCGCAGGCAGGCGUUCCUGUCAGGGUCCAAGCAGCCAUCGAGGCUUCAGGAUCCAGUUCUUGUGAGCUGCGACUCGGCGCCCUGUACUGUGGUGCAGUGUGAGCUGCAGGAGAUGGAGCGCGGGCAGCGGGCCAUGGUCACGGUGCACGCCUUGCUGUGGCUGCCCAGCCUCCGCCAGAGGCCCCUGGAUCAAUUUGUGCUGCAGUCGCAGGCUUGGUUCAAUGUCUCCUCCCUUCCCUACACCGUGCCCGCCCUCAGCCUGCCCAGCGGAGAAGCUCUGGUCCAGACGGAGCUGCUUCGGGCCUUGGAGGAGCGGGACAUCCCCAUCUGGUGGGUGCUGGUGGGCGUGCUGAGUGGCCUGCUGUUGCUCACACUCCUGGUCCUGGCCAUGUGGAAGGUUGGCUUCUUCAAGCGGAAUCGGCCUCCCCUGGAGGAAGAUGAUGAAGAGGAGGAGUGAUGGUGCAGCCCAGGCUCUGUCCUACAGGAAGGCUGGGCGUGAUCCCUGCUCUGCCCCUUCUUCUCCGAGUGCCCCCCAACUCUGCUCACCCACAGGUUGGAGCUGUUCCAUGGAGGCCUCCUGAUGUCUUCCCGCUCCCAUCAGAGCUGGGCCACCCCCUUUCUUGCUGCCAGAUAAAGAGGCUGAGCCCCAACUCA